Messenger RNA from Gastrolobium bilobum, 3372 nucleotides. RefSeq lists its product as uncharacterized. The record is from RefSeq and is a predicted model, not a curated record. NCBI's taxonomy places the organism in Eukaryota, Viridiplantae, Streptophyta, Magnoliopsida, Fabales, Fabaceae. The transcript is spliced from 4 exons. Gene Ontology annotation, molecular function: nucleic acid binding. The coding region runs from base 1 to 3372 and encodes 1123 amino acids.
AUGAAGCCGAACACAAGAACAUUGGUGAAUGCUGCAUCAGGAGGGUCCUUAAAAACAAAAACUCCAGAGGAAGCCUUGGAAUUACUAGAGUCUCUAGCCUCUCAGGAGUAUGAUAAUGCUCCAGUACCACAGAGAAGAGCGGGGAUUAUGAAGCUUGAUGGCUAUGAUGCCAUCUUAGCUCAGAAUGAACAGAUUUUACAAAUUAACAAGAAACAACAAGAACAACUAGAUGCUCUCACAAAGCAAUUUACCAGUUCUCAAGUCUCUUCUGUUAAUAAUAUUCAAAUAACUUGUGGUAUUUGUGCAGGUGCUCACGCUACUGAAGAUUGCAAGGCACCCGAAACUGCAGAUGUUAAUGGAAUUUGGCAUGAUCAGAAAGUUCCAUAUAAUCCAGGGAGGAACCAAUACGGCAAUAACCAGAAUCAAGGGUGGAGAAAUAAAAAUCAACAUCCAGGAUUCAGUUAUAGCUCGAAUCAUCAGCUAAAUCCUCCUAUGCCAGCACCACAGCAACCUCCACAACAAUCAGAGUGGGAGAAGGCCUUUGCACAACUAUCCAAAACCACAUCAGACUAUGUUCAAAGUACCAAUGCAUUCAGGGAAGACACUUCAGCCUUUAUGCAAGAAACCAGGGCCUCAUUCAGGAAUCAAGAAGCCUCAAUCCGGAAUCUAGAAACUCAGAUUGGUCAAUUGUCAAGGCAGUUCAACGAAAGAACCCAAGGCACCUUCCCAAGUAAUACAGACGUUAAUCCAAACGCACACUGCAAGGCCAUUACCACUAGAAGUGGCAUUGUAAUUGAACCUGUGAUUAAGCCUUCAGUAGAGAAAAAGAAAGCUGAGGGAUCUGCCAUUGAAGAAGAAAAAGAGAAGGAAGUUGACAAAGAGCCUGCUGCAGAGAAAGCUGUUCCUGAAAAGAAAGAGUUCAAAUGGGAGAAAAAGAAAGCUCAAGAAAGACAAGAAAAGCCAUUGGAGCUCUCACCUUAUGCAAAAAUUCCAUAUCCGCAGAGGUUCAGAGAGGAAAUCAAAAAGCAGCAGUAUUCGAAGUUCCUUGACAUCUUCAAAAAGCUACAAAUCAAUAUUCCAUUUGCUGAAGCCUUGGAGAACAUGCCGAAUUACGCAAAGUUCAUGAAAGAUCUCUUAUCGAAGAAACGUAAACUGAAAGAAUGUGAAACGGUGACGUUGACGGAAGAGUGUAGUGUGAAGCCAGUCAGACAACCACAGAGAAGAUUGAAUCCAACUAUGAAAGAAGUUGUGAGAAAAGAAGUCGUGAAGCUCUUGGAUGCUGGUAUGAUCUAUCCAAUCUCUGAUAGUGCAUGGGUGAGUCCGGUACAAACAGUUCCAAAGAAAGGUGGGAUCACAGUGGUACGUAAUGAAAACAAUGAGUUGAUUCCUACAAGAACUAUUACCGGCUGGAGAAUGUGCGUCGACUACAGGAGACUUAAUGCCGCUACAAGAAAAGAUCAUUUCCCUCUACCAUUCUUAGAUCAAAUGUUGGAGAGGCUAGCGGGACAUUCAUUUUAUUGUUUCCUUGACGGCUAUUCCGGAUACAAUCAGAUAGCGGUUGCUCCAGAAGAUCAAGAGAAGACAGCCUUCACCUGUCCCUACGGUGUGUUUGCCUACAGACGUAUGCCCUUCGGGUUAUGCAAUGCACCCGCCACUUUUCAAAGGUGUAUGCUAUCCAUAUUUUCUGAUAUGAUUGAAAAUUUUAUUGAAAUAUUUAUGGAUGAUUUUUCUGUCUUCGGUUCAUCUUUUGAUGUUUGCCUCACUAACUUAGCUUGUGUUUUGCAGAGAUGCCAAGAGAGUAAUUUAGUACUCAACUGGGAAAAAUGCCACUUUAUGGUAAGAGAUGGAAUAGUCUUAGGCCAUAAAAUCUCAGAGAAGGGGAUUGAAGUUGAUAGAGCAAAGAUCUCACUUAUAGAAAAACUUCCCCCUCCCUCUAAUGUGCGUGGUGUGCGUAGCUUUCUUGGACAUGCAGGUUUCUAUCGGCGUUUCAUCAGAGAUUUCUCAAAGAUAGCCAAACCCCUCUGCAAAUUAUUGGCCAAAGAAGAAGAGUUCAACUUUGACAAUGAUUGUUUGAUUUCUUUUAAUCUUUUGAAAGAAAAAUUGACUACCGCACCUAUUAUCACUUCACCGAAUUUUGAAUUACCUUUUGAAUUAAUGUGUGAUGCUAGUGAUUAUGCUAUAGGUGCAGUCUUAGGUCAAAGAAAAGAUAAACUCUUGCAUGUUAUAUAUUAUGCUAGUAAAAUUCUAAAUGAAGCACAAUUAAAUUACACUACUACUGAGAAAGAAUUACUAGCUGUUAUAUAUGCUUUUGAUAAAUUUAGAACCUAUUUGCUAGGAUCUAAAGUUAUUGUGUAUACUGACCAUGCUGCCUUGAAAUACUUAUUGACUAAACAGGAUGCUAAGCCGAGACUACUUAGGUGGAUGCUUCUACUUCAAGAAUUUGAGAUAGAAAUCAAAGAUAAAAAGGGAGUAGAGAACCGGGUAGCUGAUCAUCUCUCUAGACUUCAAGAGAAAGAACUUCAAGAUAGUUCAGAAUUGAUAAUCCGAGAUGAGUUUCCAGAUGAGCAAGUUCUCUCAGUCAGCACACUGCCAUGGUUUAUGAAUGAGCAAGCUCUUGCACAGCUGGGACAAAUUCCUAAAGAUUUUUCAUGGCAACAACGGAAAAAGUUUCUCCGCGAUGUGAAAAGAUACUUGUGGGAUGAACCAUUCCUAUUCUACACAUGUUCUGACGGAGUCAUUAGAAGAUGCAUCCCUGAAGAAGAAACCAGUGGGCAAGUGGAAAUAUCAAACCGGGAACUAAAGCGUAUCCUUGAGAAAACAGUAGGAAGCUCCCGGAAAGAUUGGGCCCGCAAGCUAGAUGAUGCACUAUGGGCAUACCGGACCGCUUUCAAGACACCCAUUGGCAUGUCUCCGUUUCAAAUGUUGUUCGGGAAAGCUUGUCACUUGCCGGUAGAGAUGGAACACAAGGCUUUGUGGGCUGUCAAGUUCUUAAACUUUGAUACAAAAGCGGCAAGUGAAAAGAGGUUGUUACAACUGGAUGAGUUAGACGAAUUCAGAUUAUCAGCGUAUGAAAGUGCCAGCCUCUACAAAGAGAAAACCAAGAAGUGGCAUGACAGAAAAAUAUUGGGCAGAGACUUCAAGGUUGGACAACAAGUUCUGCUGUUUAAUUCACGGUUGAGACUCUUUCCGGGAAAGCUCAAGUCUAGAUGGUCAGGACCGUUUCUGGUGAAAGAAAUACGUCCUUAUGGUACAGUGGAAAUCAGUCCACUGGAUUCUGACAGAAGCUUCAAGGUGAAUGGGCAGCGAUUGAAGCCAUACCUCGGAGGAGAAAUUGACAGAGGAACGGCUACCGUUGCUCUGGCAGAAACGUAA